Messenger RNA from Boleophthalmus pectinirostris (great blue-spotted mudskipper), 4412 nucleotides. RefSeq lists its product as uncharacterized. Gene Ontology annotation, molecular function: calcium-dependent cysteine-type endopeptidase activity; calcium ion binding. The transcript has 38 exons. Gene Ontology annotation, biological process: proteolysis. Gene Ontology annotation, cellular component: cytoplasm. The record is from RefSeq and is a predicted model, not a curated record. Lineage: Eukaryota; Metazoa; Chordata; Actinopteri; Gobiiformes; Gobiidae.
AUGCCUGCCCCUGGUGUCUGUCUGAACAUAAUUGAAGCUCGUCAAAAACAAAAUGGAUAUGGAAGUGUGUCACUCCCGAGCCAGUUCAACAAACAGGACUACAAUCAACUGAAACAACACUGUCUGAAAAACAAUGUCAGGUUUGUGGACAAGACCUUCCCCCCUGACCUGCACACUAUUGGUCAGGGGGUACUUAAUCCAGAUGUCCUGCGGCGAGUGGAAUGGCAUAGACCUACAGUAAUGUGUCCUAACCCAAGUCUAAUUGUAGAUGGGUUUUCUCGGUUUGACUUUGGACAAGGAAUAUUAGGUAACUGCUGGUUUCUUGCUGCUAUUGGAUCACUGACAUUUCAAGAUCAGAUAUUUAAGCAGGUGGUCCCACUGGAACAGAGCUUUGACAAUGACUACUGUGGAAUCUUUCAUUUUAGGUUCUGGAGGUUUGGCAGAUGGAUAGAUGUGGUGAUUGAUGACAAACUACCCACACUGAACGGAAGACUGAUCUUUGUGCAUUCUAAAUGUGUAAAUGAGUUCUGGCCAGCUUUGCUGGAGAAAGCCUAUGCCAAGGUGUGUGGUUCAUAUGCUGACAUGAAGGCGGGGAUCCCUGCUGAAGCCCUGGUGGAUUUCACUGGAGGUGUUCACUUGUGUUUCCAGCUCUCUGAGCCCCCUCCAGACCUGUGGGAGCUCAUGUGCCGAGCAGGCAAAUACACAUCACUAAUGAGCUGUGGCACAGCGCCAGGGGAGAACAAAGUUCUGCCCACUGGACUGGUCCAAGGACAUGCCUAUUCUGUAACUGGAGUAAAACAGGUCCAAAGCCAAGGAAAACCAGUCCAGCUUGUGCGUUUGUGGAACCCCUGGGGAAGAGUGGAGUGGAAUGGAGACUGGAGUGAUCUGUCUCCACUGUGGAGGACUGUGAGCUCCCAGGACCGUGACCUCUGCCAUUUAGUGGCUGAUAAUGGGGAAUUUUGGAUGACCUUCCAGGAGUUCUGUCGGUUGUACACUGACCUGGACAUCUGCUCUCCAAGCCCAGCAUUCCUGGAUGGUUGUCCAUCCAGUCACUGGACCAGCCAGAUGUAUGAGAGCAAAUGGGUGGCCGGGACCACGGCAGGUGGAUGCAGAAACUAUAAAGAGACAUUUUGGACUAAUCCUCAGUACCAUGUCAAGGUUGACAAAGACAAGAAUUUGAAAGGUGAUGAGAAGAACAUCCUGGUGUCUCUAAUGCAGGUGCCUGACAAAAGAAACAGACGCCGUGUCCAGAACUUCCACAUUGGAUUUUCAGUAUUUGAGGUAUUUACUAUAAUAUGUUCAAUAAGAGGAAAGCUGCCUGCCUCCUUUUUCAACAGUAAAGCUCCGAUUUUUCAAACAAUGACAUUUAUGAAUGCACGAGAGGUCAUGGAGUUAUUUUCACUGAAGCCUGGAGAAUAUGUCAUUGUACCCUCAACAUUCAAACCCGAUGAAACUGCCUCCUUCAUGCUGACCAUUUGCUCCAAAGCACAAAUCCACAGCUGUGAGAAUUCCACAGAUUUUCAAAAUGAAGAGAUUCAAAAGGUCAAGGUUGUCCGUGACGCACAUGAAAUUGAAAACUGGAAACAAAUAUUCCACCAGUACGCUGAUAAGGAUGGAGAAGUAGAUGCUGAACAACUCCAGAAACUUCUAAAUGCUAAAAUAUUUGAUGGAAAUAUUAAACCUGGGAGUUUCAGCAUUGAGGCCUGUCGCAGCAUGGUGGCACUCAUGGAUACAUCGAUCACGGGCAAGUUAAACAGUGAAGAAUUUAUUAGAUUGUGGAAAAAGGCUACACAAUACAAAGAAAUUUUCUUUCAAAUGGAUGUAUCAAAAACUGGAACAUUGUCGCUGAGUGAGCUGAGGAAUGCUAUGGUGGUAUCAGGUACAAAGGUGAGUGACAGCAUGCUUAACCUGAUGGCUGUGCGUUAUGGUGCCUCCUCCGGUCACAUGAGCCUUGAGAGCUUCAUAAUCUUAAGCCUCCGACUCCAGUGCAUGUCCAAAAUCUACCAUAAGCUGUGUCACGGGGAUGUGAUGGUUCUUGGUGAAUCUGAACACAGUACCAUGCCGCUAUCAGGUGUAUGCCAGAGCAUCUUAAAUGCAAGGCACUCUAAAAAUGGCUAUGGAAGCCUGGAUACCCCUGAGAAGUUCCUCAACCAGGAUUAUCAGCAGCUCAAGCAGUACUGCCUGAUCAGGAUGGUCCGCUACAUCGAUGACAUGUUUCCCCCAGACAGGAGAUCCAUCGGACCCACCAUCCUUAACUCUGCAGACCUGACCAAAGUGCAGUGGCUCAGACCUCAAAAAAUUGUUCCAAAUCCAUCUUUUAUUGUUGAUGGAAUCUCCAGGUUUGACUUUGGCCAAGGCAUACUGGGGAAUUGCUGGUUUCUGGCAUCCAUUGGAGCGCUGACAUUCCAGAAGAACAUCCUGGCUCAGGUUAUCCCAGAUCAGACAUUUGAUGAGGACUACUGCGGUCUGUUCCACUUCAGGUUUUGGAGAUUUGGGCGGUGGGUGGAUGUUGUUAUUGAUGACAAACUCCCCACAAUCAAUGGCAGACUUAUCUUUGUCCACUCCAAAGACCCCACAGAGUUCUGGCCCGCUUUGUUAGAAAAAGCCUAUGCUAAAGUGUGCGGCUCCUACUCAGACAUGAAUGCAGGGACCCCGGCUGAGGCUCUGGUGGAUUUCACUGGUGGAGUUCACAUGUGUGUGCAGCUGUCCAAUCCUCCUCCAAACCUGUGGGAGCUCAUGUGCCGUGCGGGAAAGUCCAAGUCUCUGAUGGGAUGUGGCACUCCACCAGGGGCAACAUCUGAGAACACGGUCCUGCCAAAUGGACUGGUGGAGGGACAUGCCUAUGCGGUGACAGGGGUCAGAGAGAUGAUGAUCCGGAAGCAGCUUGUGAAGCUGGUACGUUUGUGGAACCCUUGGGGCACAGGAGAAUGGAAAGGAGACUGGAGUGAUCAGUCAUCUCUCUGGCAAAUGGUGAGCCCUCAAGACCGUGACAUGUGCCUUGCUGUAAUUGAUGAUGGAGAGUUUUGGAUGACUUUGGAGGACUUCUGUAGGUUCUACUCAGACCUGGACAUCUGCUGCCUGUGUCCAGACUUUCUGGAUGGGAGCUCCUCUUGUCAUUGGAAAAGUUCCUUCUAUGAGGGUCGAUGGGUCGCAGGCACCACUGCAGGAGGGUGCAUGAACAACAGAGAUAGCUUCUGGACAAAUCCACAGUAUCGUGUGAAGAUUGAGGGGCUGUCUGACAAAUGUGCUGCAAACCAAGGAGAAAAGAAUAUGCUGGUUUCACUCAUGCAAAAACCUGAUAAAAGGAACAGGCGACUUGUAAAAAACCUACACAUUGGAUUCAGCAUUUUUGCAGUGCCCGAUGCAGAGUAACUAUUCAUAAAAAGAUAAUCCACAAAAAUAUCACUAAAUGUCUUCUCUUUGAUGUUCUAGUACAUGGGAGUUGAAGGGAAGUUUCCAGGUUCUUUCUUCACCACAAACAAACCAGUGGCUCAGACCAAAACAUACAUGAAUGCUCGAGAGGUGAUGGAGUUUGUGAUGCUAAUGCCUGGAGAGUACCUCAUUGUACCGUCUACAUUUAACCCCAAUGAGACUGCUUCUUUUCUGCUGACCAUCGUCUCCAAGGCCGAGACCCACGUCCAUGAAAGCUCCAAUAGCCACAAUCACAAUCAUGUGGAGGGUGAAGAGCAUUCAGAACGUGGAACAAUUGACGAAAACAAGAGAACAAUAUUCCGACAGUUUUCUGACCAGUAUGAGGAGGUGGACGCAGAGCACCUCCAGAUGCUUCUGAAUGAAAACAUCCUCAAAGGAGACUUGAAAUCUGGGGGCUUCAGUGUGGAUGCCUGUCGCAGCAUGGUCGCUCUCUUGGAUACAUCUAUAACUGGUAAACUGAAUAGUGAGGAAUUUGUUUGUUUAUGGAGGAAAAUCACUACAUUCAAGGACAUUUUCUACCGCACUGAUGUUUCAAGGACUGGGACCUUGUCUAUGAGUGAGCUGAGGAAUGCUGUCACGGCUAUAGGAGUGAGGGUGAGUGAUGACAUGCUCAACCUGUUGGCCGUGCGCUAUGGAGCCUCUACGGGUCACAUGAGUCUGGAAAAUUUCAUCAGCCUGGCCCUUCGUUACGAGUGCAUGUCCAAAAUUUUCAGUAAGUUGUGCAAUGGGAUGACAAUGACACUCCGAGAGUCAGAGUGGCUGUAUGUCUCCAUGUACACAUAAUGGGCAUACUUUCUUUGUGGUGAAUUCCAUAACGCAGCUAUACCUUGCAGUUUGCCUGGAGCCGUGAUCAUAAACCACAAACGCAAAAAGGCCCUGCAGAAUGUGACAUGUUAUAACAUUUUUAACUAUAUGCUUUAAGCCAUAUUCUUUCUUUGGUACUAUGUCUUUAUAUGAGCCAGACACAUACCACACUUUAU